CUCCAUUUUGUUGUCAUCACCUCUUUCACAAAAUCGAAAAUCCCACUUUUUCUUUUUUUGAGGCAGAGUUUGUAGAAGAACCCAUGGCUUCCUGCAGCACCACUUUCACCCCCGGCAUUCCAUCUUGCCGCAAUUUCACGAGAACAUUCCGUCCGUCGUCGCCGUCAUGGAGGAAGAGCAGAGUUGUUACUGCAAAACUUGCUCAGAAGAACGCAAUGCAGUACAGAAAACUCGGAGACUCUGAUCUUAAUAUAAGCGAAAUUACUAUCGGAACCAUGACAUUUGGAGAACAGAAUACAGAAAAGGAGGCUCAUGAAAUACUUAGUUAUGCAUUUGAUCAAGGAAUUAAUAUUAUUGAUACCGCUGAGGCUUAUCCUGUCCCAAUGAGAAAGGAGACUCAAGGAACGACGGAUCUCUAUAUCAGUAGCUGGAUGAAGUCCCAACCCCGUGAUAAGGUGAUUCUGGCUACAAAAGUUUGUGGUUAUUCAGAAAGAUCAAGUUACAUACGUGAAAAUGCGAAGGUUUUGCGAGUAGAUGCUGCUAAUAUUCGAGAAAGUGUAGAAAAAAGUUUGAAACGUCUCAAUAUUGAUUACAUUGAUUUACUCCAAAUACAUUGGCCAGACAGAUAUGUUCCAUUGUUCGGCGAGUUCUUUUAUGAAACUUCAAAAUGGAGGCCAAGUGUGCCUUUUGUUGAGCAGCUUAGAGCCUUUCAGGAACUCAUCGAUGAAGGAAAGGUGCGCUACAUUGGUGUUUCCAAUGAAACUUCAUAUGGAGUAAUGGAGUUUGUCCAUGCUGCAAAAGUUGAAGGAUUGCCAAAGAUUGUCAGCAUUCAGAAUAAUUACAGUCUGCUGGUUAGGUGCCACUUUGAGGUUGAUCUUGUUGAAGUAUGCCACCCAAACAACUGUAACAUUGGUUUACUUUCCUAUUCUCCACUGGCUGGUGGAACCUUAUCGGGGAAGUAUUUGGACAAUAAUUCUGAAGCUGCUAAAAAAGGAAGACUUAACCUAUUCCCAGGCUACAUGGAAAGAUACAAUAAAUCCCUUGCCAAGGAAGCAACUAAAAAGUAUGAAGAAGUGGCCAAGAAGCAUGGUCUAACUCUAGUUGAGUUGGCCCUAGGAUUUGCCCGAGACCGUCCCUUUAUGACAAGUUCAAUUAUAGGCGCAACUUCGGUGGAUCAAUUAAAAGAAGAUAUUGAUGCUUUUUUGACAACUGAGAGACCUUUGCCACCUCAAGUAAUGGAUGAUAUUGAAGACAUUUUCAAGAGAUACAGAGAUCCUGCUUCAAGAUAGCCUGCCAAUUUCACUUGUCAAAAAUUGUUCUCACUAUUGCAGAACUUGAUUUGAAUUUCUUGGGAGGGCUGGGAUGUUAAGAAAACAUCCGAAUUUACCACAAGAUGCCUUUUGUUUAUGCCUAUCUAUUGUGUACUGGGGGUAGGGGGAGAGCUUUUCAUCUUUGUCACAU
Messenger RNA from Solanum verrucosum, 1461 nucleotides. RefSeq lists its product as uncharacterized. The record is from RefSeq and is a predicted model, not a curated record. Bases 84 to 1289 code for a protein of 401 amino acids. NCBI's taxonomy places the organism in Eukaryota, Viridiplantae, Streptophyta, Magnoliopsida, Solanales, Solanaceae. The transcript is spliced from 8 exons. Gene Ontology annotation, molecular function: oxidoreductase activity.